Messenger RNA from Xiphophorus hellerii (green swordtail), 1090 nucleotides. It is a transcript of the gene prok1, whose product is annotated as prokineticin 1. Bases 624 to 932 code for a protein of 102 amino acids. Lineage: Eukaryota; Metazoa; Chordata; Actinopteri; Cyprinodontiformes; Poeciliidae. Gene Ontology annotation, biological process: endothelial cell proliferation. The transcript is spliced from 3 exons. The record is from RefSeq and is a predicted model, not a curated record.
GAUAAAACAGAUGUUUUAUCAUUUCAUGGGAACAUUAUUUAUUACACUAUUACAAUCCAAUCUCAUGGUCUGUAGAUGGAGGCCUUAAAGACUUGCAACAGUUCCUCUGUAAAGUAUCUAGUCAUAAGGACUGAACACAUAUUCUUGCUACAUUUUUAGAUACUAGUUUGAAAAUAUGUUUCCGUGACGUCCUGUCCUUUGUUUAGCCAUUGUUACUCUCUUUCUAUUCCAACUUGUUUUGUCUGUUCUUUAGCCUGAGGAAAUUCUCUGACCUUUAUGUAAUCUGUACAUAUUCUCUUAAAUUUGAAGCGAUGAUGUUUGGAGUUUAUUUGAGAGUUAGCCAUCUCAUGCAGGAGGCAGAAAUCUACAAGCACAGGAGGAGUGAAGAGAACCUUCAUCUUCCAGAUGACGACAAAGGGAGGGUGUGGGGAAAUGUCAGAUGUAGUGAGUGGGGUGUUGGGUGGGGUGGAGGCUGCAGGUGGAUAAAGAGAAGGAGAGAGUGAGCAUCCUCUCUGUUUCUGAGAAGUUCUGCAACCCUUCAUUACUGCCUGAAGGGUCUGAACCUGCCAGUGUAAAGCGCUGCAGACGCACUGUCAACAUUUCAGAGAAUCCCUGCUGCUGACAUGGACAUCCGUGCCGUCUGUCUGUCCUUCCUGCUGGUGACUAUGAGGCUGUCCAGAGGAGCUGUGGCCCCAUCGACCUGUGAAAAAGAUGAGCAGUGUGGUCAUCUUGAAUGCUGUGCCGUUAGUCUGUGGAAGAGCAAUCAGAGGAUGUGCAUCUCACUAGGAGUGGAAGGGGAUGAAUGCCACCCGUUGAGCUUCAAGGUGCCGUACAGUGGGAUAAGGCAAGAGCACACCUGUCCCUGUCUCCCAAACCUGACGUGCAAGUUUUCUUACGACCUGUUCAAAUGUAUUGAAGACUUAAAAAAGUAAAUAACAAAAUAACACAUUUUCUUAUCUUAGAAAGGAAUCAAAAGAUAAUCACAAUAAAAUUGCGCUAAAAUCAUUAGCACUGAUUUGAUGAUUGCUGCAGUGAUGAACAUGUCCGAGUACAGAUGCUCAGACUCUUCAAUAAACAACAGAGAAAAUUA